UAAGAGCCUUUUUUUUGCUGACGUGGUGGACCACAUCCAAUCAAAGUCCCGAAAAUGCCAAAAACUCGGUUCGCCUCUCACUGUUCGGAACCCGCUCUUCACCGUUCCAACAUAAACCCUAGCUCAACGUGAGGCGAUCGUCGCUUCCGCGCGUCGCUAACCCUAGCCCUCGAUCCGCUCCAUCCUUCAUGUUGAGGCGACAAUGGCGUCCGCUUCCGGGGCGCUCUGCAUCCUCUCGAUCCAAUCCCCCCGUUAUAGGAAUCGAACUCGCGAAUUGAAGGGUUUGCGUUUUACCAAUUUGGGAUUCGGUUGUCGCGGGAGAUCGCGGUGGGUCUUUGUGGUUAGGGCUUCGGAUGGGCACUCUGUUGAUCCGGCUAAGGAUGAGGGGGGUGUGGGGGGUGGAGUUCGUGGGGAGGUGGAGAAGAAUGAGUUGGGUUUCUUCGCGGAAGGAAAAAUUGGUUCUCUAAGGGAAAUGGUGGUUGCUCUGCCCUCAUCCGUGCUCGCGGUGAGAAAAAAUAUUGAUUCAAAGUUCACUCUUGGUGUAUGCAUAACAUUUGCAAUUUUGAUGAUUGUUGCAAGACAAAUUAUGCUUAAAAUGCAGAGCCAGAGCAACCAAGGUUCUGUUGCUGACCUUGUAAGGCGUGGCCAGUUAAAAUCUGAUCGAAGAGGCAUCACAAAGCCUUUAAAAUAUGACGACCCUUUUAACAAUCCUUUAGUAAAGAUGGACAAGGAUAAUUCAACUAUUCAAAUGUUUGGGAAGGUUUAUCGCUUGGCUCCUGUUACCCUUACCAAAGAGCAGCAAUCAAUCCAUCAGAAGAGGAGAUCGCGUGCAUACCAGUGGAAGAGGCCAACGGUUUUUCUCAAAGAAGGUGAUUCCGUACCACCAAAUGUCGAUCCUGAGACGAUCAGAUGGAUUCCAGCCAAUCACCCAUUUGCAGCUACUUCCAUUGACAUCGAUGAGGACAUCGCCAAAAGCAAUGUGUAUCAAAAGGACGGCGUUCCCUUUCGCGUUAAAGCUGAGCAUGAAGCGUUGCAGAAGAAACUGCAAUCUCUACGAGAUCAUCCACAAUUCAAGUCAUCGGAGAAACCACAAGAGCCGCCGGAAAACAGUAAGCCUGCUAAUAACAAGAACAACCACAUUGCGUCGAAGUCCGGCGAGGACUUUGAUAUUUCCGAUAGCGGGUCACGACAUGAAUUGAAUGGAAACUUAGAUUGACCAAUUCAAUGUUACUUUCAAUAGCUGUUUGGAUAGUUUUCUGUAAAUAGAAAAUUUUCAAAGUCAACUUGCAGUUUUGUUGUACGAGUCUCAGAAAAUAGAGAUGAGAUACAGGUCCAUUUUUCUUUUACGUGUUGUUUUGUUUGGCCAAAAGGAAAUUAUAUGUAGAUCUUACUGAAUGACUUUCCUCUUAUUGCUUCCGAUUCGUUCGUUGUGCUUCUUUCUAAAUCAAA
Molecule: messenger RNA, 1449 nt
Organism: Ananas comosus (pineapple)
Lineage: Eukaryota; Viridiplantae; Streptophyta; Magnoliopsida; Poales; Bromeliaceae
Product: protein MULTIPLE CHLOROPLAST DIVISION SITE 1
Exons: 5
Coding region: 203-1216 (337 amino acids)
Biological process (GO): chloroplast fission
Cellular component (GO): chloroplast inner membrane; chloroplast
Source: RefSeq, a predicted model, not a curated record